UCUAUCGGCAAGUCAGCCAGAUUAUUUCCUUGUCGUUUCAGAGCCCGGAAGCGGAAAAGAGCGAAGACCUGGAAGCCAUUACGGUUGUCUUUUUGCCGGUUGCUUCCGUUCUUCCGUUCCUUGCGCCUUGGCCCCCUCCCUGGUGAGGAUGAAGCUCUCGUCCUCGCGCGGGCGGGGGUGGGUCCUUUGGACGGCCUGGCUGCUCGGGAGACUUUUUACAGUAGGAGCAACUGAAACAGAUGAUCUGUCUGAAAAGCUGAGUGAAACUACUGUGCCAUUUACUAUAGAAAGCAGUUCUGCUUAUGUGAGCAGUGACAAACCUAAGGAGUCUAUACAGUACAGGACUGCAGAAAUUGCAGAUGCUAUGAUGGGUAGUGGCAUUCCUGAAGGACAGCCUGUACUUUUGUCAGUUAUUCCAGGUGAGACAAAAGAGAGACAUGUCUCAGAAUCUGAUUCUGGUACCUGUGAUGCAAUCAAUGGUGAAUGCAGCACUGAAGGUGUUAUUGCAUCUCUGUCUCAGCCUGGCUCUUCUGCUCAAGAGCGAAUAAGAGACACAGCUGUAGUACUGGAGGCUGUGCAUCCAUCAACAGACGAUUCUAAUAGCACAGAUGGUAUGAAAACACCUAAAGUGAAUUGUGAAGAAAGAAACAUUACAGGGAUAACAAACUUUACACUACAAAUCCUGAAUAUUUCCCAAGAUUUAAUGGAAUUCUUAAAUCCAAAUGGCAGUGACUGUACCUUAGUGCUGUUUUAUACCCCUUGGUGCCGUUUCUCUGCCAAUUUGGCUCCCCAUUUUAAUUCUUUGCCCAGAGCAUUCCCAACUCUUCAUUUCCUGGCCUUGGAUGCCUCACAACAUAGCAGUUUGUCAACCAGAUUUGGAACUGUAGCUGUUCCUAACAUCCUUCUUUUCCAAGGGGCUAAGCCUAUGGCAAGGUUUAACCAUACAGAUCGAACCUUGGAUACACUGAAAGCUUUCAUCUUUAAUCAGACAGGAAUAGAGCCCAAGACUGAUGUGGUGGUCACUGAAGAAGAUCAAGAAGGUCCCCUGCCUAGCACUCUGACUAAAGGAAUAGACUGGCUUCUCUUAUUUUCUUUACUGUUUCUUAUCAGUUUCAUCAUGUAUGCUACCGUUCGGACUGAAAGCAUCCGGUGGCUAAUACCUGGUCAUGAUCAGGAGCAUCAGGAAUAAUAUGCAACCUGAGAACUUUAUGCUUCAAGAACAAGUUAAAUAUCAUAAAAUUGUACAGUGGAUUUACUGUGAUUUCUUGUGAAUGCAAGCCUUAUACUAUUCCUCACUUGUUCAAAAGCACAGAACAUCACACAACCAAAAAUUACGUAUGGAGUAACUAUGAAAAGAUAUAAAUGGAAACUUUUCUUAAUAAAGUAAAAAUGAGAGGAUGUUCUACAGACAAUUCCCUGUGCCUGUUGUAGGUUUCUCAUAUUUCCCAUUUUUAAAAGGAAAAUCAUGAUUUAUCUGGUGUUGUUUGACCUCUGGUGAACGGAUUGCUGCUUUUUAUGGUAGAACACUAUGAAAUUUCUGUGCCUUGCAAAGCAGCUGCAGGUGCAUGUUUAUGAUGUAAAGGUUUGAAAUAUAGGUCAUGGAAAGCUCCCUGACUGAUUUGUCACUGAUUUUGCAUCUCAAAUGCUCAGAGUAUAUACACACACACACACACCCCAUGCAAGUAAGAGCUAAGUUUGGGUACAGUCUUAAUAGUAGCAUUUGGACCUGGGAGUAAUUGAUACGGUCAUAUUUAUGGUGCCUAAAUAAUAACAUUAUAAUGUUGCUGUUAAGGCAUCAGAACUUUGAGAGUUUCAGUAAUAGCUGACAUGACAACAUGACAUUCAUUCAUGUACUGAAGUUGUAAUAUGUUUAGCCUUUUAAAAUUGCAAGAAAGGACAUGAUUAAACAAUUUAAUGUUUAGCAAUUUUAGAUACAGCUUUCAGCAUGGGUGUAAACUUGUACAGCAUUGUGGUUCUUUAUUGUCUUGAUGUUGUGUUUUGACUAGUGUUUACAUGUAAGGCAACAGAAAACAAGAUGGCUGAUACAGAGCAUCAGUAGGAAGAGAGUAUCAGUAUGGUUAUAUUAAAUCCG
This is a messenger RNA of Gekko japonicus, 2092 nucleotides long. It is a transcript of the gene TXNDC15, whose product is annotated as thioredoxin domain containing 15. The transcript is spliced from 5 exons. Lineage: Eukaryota; Metazoa; Chordata; Lepidosauria; Squamata; Gekkonidae. Gene Ontology annotation, biological process: cilium assembly. Bases 149 to 1189 code for a protein of 346 amino acids. The record is from RefSeq and is a predicted model, not a curated record. Gene Ontology annotation, cellular component: cilium.